Messenger RNA from Dermatophagoides pteronyssinus (European house dust mite), 437 nucleotides. RefSeq lists its product as uncharacterized. Lineage: Eukaryota; Metazoa; Arthropoda; Arachnida; Sarcoptiformes; Pyroglyphidae. The record is from RefSeq and is a predicted model, not a curated record.
AACGACGACAUCAGCUUCGUCAUAAAUUUAAUUUUCCAGAAAAUUCAACCAAACAAAACUAAUUUAUCCCAUUGUGAAAAAAAUGGAAAAUAUUAAAACUGUCGUUUUUUUUCUUUUAAUAUCGAUUAUUGUUAUAAUAUCGUUUGAUGGUAAUAUUGUUGAUUGUGGAAUAAUAAAUCGAUUAUGGAAUUGGGGUACCGGUAAUCGUUAUGGUCAACAACAACAACAAUAUCCAGGUGGUGGAUAUUUUGGUGGUGGAUAUUAUCCAGGUUAUUAUCCUGGAUAUGGUGGUCAACGUUAUCCAAGUUAUGGUGGUCAUUAUGGAGGACAUUAUUACCCAGGAUAUGGUCGAAGAUGAACACAAACAAAAAACUUUAUAACCAUCUUUUUUGGAUCACCAAUUUUGAUCAGGUUUUUGCAUUUUUUCGAAAAAAAAU